Lepus europaeus (European hare) is the source of this 6822-nucleotide messenger RNA. RefSeq names its product collagen alpha-6(VI) chain-like. The record is from RefSeq and is a predicted model, not a curated record. The transcript is spliced from 36 exons. Bases 1 to 6822 code for a protein of 2273 amino acids. Lineage: Eukaryota; Metazoa; Chordata; Mammalia; Lagomorpha; Leporidae.
AUGCUGCUGAUUGUCUUCCUUGUCAUCGUGUGUUGCCGUGUGUCUGUGAACCAAAGUCCUGGCCCUCAGUAUGGCGACGUGGUGUUCCUGGUGGACAGCUCGGAUCACCUGGGAGUUAAGAACUUCCCUUUCGUGAAAGCCUUCCUGAACAAGAUGAUCACCAGCCUCCCCAUCGAGGCCAGCAAGUUCCGCGUGGCGCUGGCGCAGUACAGCGACCAGCUCCACAGCGAGUUCGAGCUGAGCACCUUCAAGGUCAAGGGCCCCAUGCUGAACCACCUCAAGAAGAACGUGGAGUUCCUGGGCGGCGCCCUGCGCGUGGGCAGCGCCCUGCGGGAGGCGCACAGGGCCUACUUCUCCGCAGCCCCCGACGGCAGAGACAAGAAGCAGUUCCCCCCGGUCCUGGUGGUCCUGGCUUCGGCCGAGUCCGAGGACGACGUGGGGGCGGCUGCGGAGGCCCUGCGGCGAGACGGGGUGCGAAUCAUCUCCGUGGGGGUGCAGAAGGCUGCUGAGGAGGGCGUCAGGGCCAUGGCCACGUCUCAGUUCCAUUUCAGCCUCCGAACGGCCCGGGACCUCAGCACGUUCUCGCACAACGUGACGCAGGCCAUCAGGGACGCGGUGCAGUACAGGGACACAGCCAUGGAUGACAUCCUUGUAGAAGUUUGCCAAGGCCCUUCCAUGGCUGACGUCGUAUUCCUGUUGGAUGUGGCAGUCAAUGGCAGCCUGGAGGACUUUGACCAUCUGAAAGGAUUCCUGCAGGAAAGCGUGUCUGCCCUUGACGUAAAGGAAAGCUGCAUGCGGGUCGGCCUGGUGGCCUACAGCAAUGAGACGGAGGUGAUCGGCUCCCUGAGCGAGGGCGUCAAUCGGUCCGCAGUUCUCCAUCGCAUACAGAGCCUCUCCCCCGGAGCUGGAGAAGCCUACACGGGAGCUGCCCUGCGGAAGAUCAGGAAGGAGGUGUUCGGAGCCCGCGGUGGCAGCCGGAAGAAUCAGGGCGUGCCCCAAAUUGUGGUGCUGGUGACUCACAGGGCUUCAGAGGACAAUGUGACCAGGGCGGCCGUUAACCUCCGGCGCCAGGGAGUGACGGUGUUCACCCUGGGCGUGGAGGGGGCCAAUGCCACCCAGUUGGAAAAGAUAGCGUCUCACCCUGCCGAGCAGUACGUCUCCAAGCUGCCAACCUUCGCUGACCUGGCCGCCCACAAUCAGACAUUUGUGAAGAAGCUGCGGAACCAAAUAACCCACACGGUCUCCGUGCUGGCAGAACGGACCGAAACCCUCAAGUCCGGCUGUGUGGACACCGAGGAAGCAGACAUCUAUCUGCUCAUCGAUGGCUCGGGGAGCACCCAGGCCACGGACUUCCAGGAAAUGAAGACCUUCCUGUCGGAGGUGGCGAGCAUGUUCCACAUCGGCCCCCACAAGGUGCGGGUUGGGGCCGUGCAGUAUGCCAACAGCUGGGACUUGGAAUUUGAGAUUGGUAAAUACUCCAACAAGCAUGAUUUGGGAAGGGCCAUUGAGAACAUCAGGCAGCUGGGUGGGGACACAAACACAGGUGCAGCCCUGAACUUCACGCUGAGGCUGUUGCAAAAAGCGAAGCAGCAGCGAGGGAACAAAGUGCCGUGUCACCUUGUCGUCCUGACGAACGGCAUGUCCAAGGAUAGCAUCCUGGAGCCUGCAAAAAGACUGAGAGAAGAAAACAUCCGGGUCUACGCCAUCGGGGUCAAGGAGGCGAACCAAACACAGCUGCGAGACAUUGCAGGAGACGAAAAGAGAGUGUACUACGUGCACAACUUCGACGCUUUAAAAGACAUAAGAAACCAAGUUGUUCAAGAAAUCUGUGCUGAAGAAGCCUGCAAAGACUUGAAAGCUGACAUCAUGUUUCUGGUGGACAGUUCUGGAAGUAUAGGACUCGAAAACUUUGGCAAAAUGAAAACAUUCAUGAAGAACUUGGUGAGCAAAUCUCAGAUUGGGGCACAUCAUGUGCAAAUUGGUGUAGUCCAGUUCAGCCACAUCAAUAAGGAGGAGUUUCAGCUGGACACAUUCAUGUCACAGAGUGACAUUUCAAAUGCGAUAGACAGGAUGGCUCACAUUGGCGAAACCACCCUGAUGGGCGGAGCCCUGACCUUCGUGUCUCAGUACUUCAGCCCUGCCAAGGGGGCCCGGCCCAACGUCAGGAAGUUUCUCAUCCUCAUCACGGAUGGCGAGGCUCAGGACGUAGUGAAGGAACCCGCAGUGGCACUUCGGCAAGAAGGCGUGAUUAUCUACUCCGUGGGAGUGUUCGGCUCCAAUGUCACCCAGCUAGAGGAGAUCAGCGGGAGGCCAGAGAUGGUUUUUUAUGUUGAGAAUUUCGACAUUCUGCAGCGCAUCGAAGAUGAACUUGUGUUUGGAAUCUGCAGCCCCCGUGAAGAGUGCAAGCGGAUUGAAGUGUUGGAUGUUGUAUUUGUAAUUGAUAGCUCUGGCAGCAUUGACUAUGAUGAAUACAACAUCAUGAAGGAUUUUAUGAUUGGCUUGGUGAAGAAAGCCGACGUCGGCAAGGCUCAGGUCCGAUUCGGGGCUCUGAAGUACGCUGAUGACCCAGAGGUGCUGUUUUAUCUGGGUGACCUUGGCACAAAGGUGGAGGUGAUUUCCAUGCUGCAGAACGACCAGCCCUUGGGGGGCAACACUUACACUGCCGAGGCAUUAGCCUUCUCAGACCACAUGUUUACAGAAGCCCGGGGCAGCCGCCUGCACAAGGGGGUCCCCCAGGUCCUCAUUGUGAUCACUGAUGGGGAAUCCCACGAUGCUGAAAAACUCAAUGGCACUGCAAAGGCCUUGCGAGACAAAGGCAUCCUCGUCUUGGCUGUGGGCAUUGCUGGCGCCAAUCCCGUGGAGCUGUUGGCCAUGGCAGGAUCAAGCGACAAGUACUUCUUCGUGGAGACCUUUGGAGGCCUGCAGGGGAUAUUUUCAGAUGUGUCAGCCAGUGUCUGUAACUCUUCGAAAGUAGAUUGUGAAAUUGAAAAAGUGGAUCUUGUCUUCCUCAUGGACGGUUCCAACAGCAUUGACCCAAGUGACUUCAAGAAGAUGAAGGAGUUUGUAGCAUCUGUUGUUCAAGACUUUGAUGUCAGCCUCAACAGAGUGCGGAUUGGAGCAGCCCAGUUUAGCCACACCUAUCAGCCAGAGUUUCUCCUGGGAACUUUCACAGGUGAAAAGGAAGUGUCACUUCACAUUGAAAACAUCCAGCAGAUCUUUGGGUACACACACAUUGGCGCUGCCCUCCGCCACGUGGGACGUUACUUCCAGCCGGACAUGGGCAGCAGGAUCAACACAGGAACCCCCCAGGUGUUGCUGGUCCUCACAGAUGGCCAGUCUCAGGAUGAGGUAGCCCAGGCUGCCGAGGAGCUGCGCCAGAAAGGUGUGGACAUCUACUCGGUGGGCAUCGGCAAUGUGGACCAUCAGCAGCUGAUCCAGAUCACGGGGACCGCGGAUAAGAAACUCACAGUUGAUAACUUUGAUGAGCUGAAAAAGAUCAAAAAAAGGAUUGUGCGCAACAUCUGCACCUCGGGGAGUGAGAGCAAUUGUUUUGUGGAUGUUGUGGUGGGAUUUGAUAUCUCAACUCAUCAGAACGGGCAGACUAUGUUUGAAGGCCAGCCUUGGAUGGAAGCCUACCUUCAAGACAUCUUACGUGCCAUCAGCUCCCUCAAUGGAGUAAGCUGUGAAGUGGGCACAGAGACUCGGGUGAGUGUGGCUUUUCAAGUGACAAAUGCCCUGGGGAGAUACUCUCCCAAGUUUGAGAUCUACAGCGAAAACAUACUGAACAGCUUGAAGGGCGUAACAGUCAAAGGACCUUCGCUUCUCGACACAAACCUCCUGACUUCUCUGUGGGAUACGUUUCAGAACAAAUCGGCUGCCCGAGGAAAGGUGGUCCUAUUAUUUUCAGAUGGAUUGGAUGAUGACAUUGAGAAACUUGAACAAAAAUCUGAUGAACUCAGGAAAGAAGGCCUGAAUGCCCUCAUAACCGUGGCUUUGGAUGGAGCUGUCCAUUCAAGUGACCUGGCUGAUCUUCUCUACAUGGAGUUUGGGAAGGGAUUUGAGUACAGAACACAGCUCACUAUUGGCAUGAGGGAUCUUGGGAGCCAGCUGUCCAAGCACCUGGUCAACGUUGCUGAAAGGACUUGCUGCUGUCAGUUCUGCAAGUGCAUUGGAAGAGACGGUGCCAUGGGAGAGCCUGGACAAGCCGGGAAAAGGGGCCUCGCAGGUUUCAAAGGCAGUGAAGGCUACCUGGGAGAAGAGGGUAUUGCAGGAGAAAGAGGCGCCCCUGGGCCAGUGGGGGAGCAAGGGACUAAAGGAUGUCAUGGCGCCAAAGGCCCCAAGGGAAACAGAGGACUGAACGGACAAGAGGGAGAAGAUGGGGAAAGUGGAAUUGACGGAUUAAAUGGAGAACAGGGUGACAAUGGUCUUCCUGGAAGAAAAGGAGAAAAGGGUGAUGAGGGAAUCCAGGGAAUCCCUGGAAGGAGAGGGACUUCUGGUGACCACGGAGCCAAGGGCCUGCGGGGCGAUCCUGGAAAUCCUGGAACUGACAACAGCGUAGAAGGACCCAAGGGCUUGAAAGGAGAACGUGGAAGACAAGGCAGGAGAGGCUGGCCGGGCGCCCCUGGGACUCCAGGCUCCAGGAGAAAGACGGCAACUCGUGGCAGAAGGGGUCAGACAGGUCCACAGGGAAUAACAGGCAUCCCAGGCCCAGCUGGACUCGAAGGCUCACAGGGACUCAGGGGCCAACAGGGCCGAAGAGGAGAGGCUGGUGUAAAAGGAGAAAAAGGAGAUCUGGGAAGUAAAGGCCCCCAGGGGCCUCCAGGACCUGGAGGAGAAGCAGGGAACCAAGGCCGUUUGGGCAGCCAAGGAAAUAAAGGAGAACCUGGAGAUGUGGGAGAGAAAGGAGCUGUUGGCUUUCCUGGUCCUCGGGGCUUGCCGGGUGACGAUGGCAGUCCGGGUUACGGUCGUGUGGGAAGUAAAGGAGCAAAGGGGCAAGAAGGCUUCCCCGGAGAAAGCGGACCUAAGGGAGAGACUGGGGACCCUGGUAGUCCAGGAGAGCCGGGGCCCAAAGGAGCCCGGGGCAACACGGUAUCUGCUGGGCUUCCAGGCGAGCCAGGAUCCCCGGGGGAGCCGGGACCUCCAGGACGCAAGGGUGUGAAAGGGGCCAGAGGCUUGGCGCCAUUUUCCAUGUGUGAGCUCAUCCAGUAUGUGCGGGACCACAGUCCUGGCGGACACGGGAGCCCCGAGUGCCCCGUGCACCCCACGGACUUGGUGUUCGCGCUCGACCAGUCGCGGGGCGUCACGGCGCAGGCGUUCUCGCGCAUGAAGGCGAUGGCGGCGGCCGCGCUGCGCGGCGUGCGCGUGCGCACAGGCGGGUGUGCCGUGGGCGCGCGCGUGGCCGUGCUCACAUACGGGGGCGCGGGCACGCGGCACGUGGUGCGCUUCUCGGACGCCCUGGACGAGAGCCGGCUGCUCGGCGCCAUCGACGCCAUCCCGUACGAGGCUUCGGCGUCCGUAGGCGACCUGGGCCGCGCCGUGCGGUUCAUCUCCAGGAACGUGUUCAAGCGCACGCUGCCGGGCGCCCACGCGAGGAGGAUCGCCGCCUUCUUCAGCGCGGGCGCGGCCGACGCUGCGGAUCUUCAGGAGCUCACGGCGGCCACCAUGGAGCUGGGAGCGCUGGACAUCGUGCCCGUGGUGAUCGCCUUUGGCGCGGUCCCCACGGUGCGGCGGGCGUUCGCUAUUGAUGACACUGGCACAUUCCAAGUCGUAGUGGUUCCCCUCGGGACUGACUACACCCCAGCAUUAGAGAGACUCCAGCGAUGCACUUUCUGCUACGACACUUGCCAGCCAGAUGCCGCUUGUGAGCAGGCCAGACCACCCCCUGUGCAGUCGUACAUCGAUGCCGCUUUCCUCCUGGACGGCUCCCGGAACAUGGGGAGUGCUGAAUUCGAAGAUAUAAGAGCCUUCCUGGGAGCACUCAUAGAUAACUUUGAAAUCACCCCGGAGCCUGAGACCUCUGUCACCGGAGACCGGGUGGCGCUGUUGACCCACAGCCCCCCCGACUUCCUACCCAACACUCAGAAGAGUCCCGUUAGAGCCGAGUUCAACCUCACCACCUACAGCAGUAAGCGCCUCAUGAAGAGGCACGUGCAAGAGUCCGUGCAACAGCUCAACGGAGAGGCUUUCGUUGGCCAUGCCUUACAGUGGACUCUGGACAACGUCUUUCUAAGGACACCCCACGUGAGAAGAAACAAAGUCAUAUUUGUGAUCUCUGCUGGAGAAACCAGUCACUUGGACGGGGAAGCCUUAAGGAAAGAAUCCUUGCGGGCCAAAUGUCAGGGCUAUGCCCUAUUUGUGUUUUCCCUUGGCCCUGCUUGGAACGGUGAGGAACUGGAAGAACUAGCCAGCCACCCUUUGGAUCACCACUUGGUCCAGCUUGGCCGAAUUCACAAACCUGACCACAAAUAUGCUGUGAAGUUUGUGAAGUCCUUUAUAAACUCAGUCAGGCGUGCAAUCAACAGAUACCCGCCAAUAAACCUCAAAGCCAAGUGCAACAGACCAAGCUCUACAGAACCAAAGCAGCCCCUGCAACAGUUUCAAAGCUUUGUUCCUGGACUACAUAAACUUGUCCUCAAAGAAGACACAUUAUCGAAGGCAAGAUUCUUCCAAAAUAAAAAAUAUUUUUCAAGAGUUACAAGAGGUGGCAGAGAUGCUGCUAUUCAAAAUUUUACCAGAAAUAUAUCCUUUAACUUUCAAACUGGAAGAAGGGGGAUAAAAGGUGCCCCCGGACAACAUGAUAAAGGAAGUGCACGAACAACUUAA